ACCAUAAACCUUACCCUUAUGGCAACAAUUGUGUGCCAAGGUUUGCAGUCAUGUCUAGAGUCUCCAGUACUUGAGCCAAGAACGCUAAGGCUCAGAUUAUGUUCACCAAAACCCCACCUCUCUCAACUCCAUGAAUUAACCUUUAAAUCCUGUUUCAUAGAUUCCAACACCAAACAACUUGAAGAGAAAUACCAUUCUCAAGAAAAUGGCCACACUAUCUCUUCUACUGCUGAUUCGGGAUGCUGGAGCUCCAUCCAAACUAUCUCCAAUGGCUCCCAAUUAGGCAGCUCCAAAGAAAACACAACAUAUGUCCAUCCUCAAGUUAAGCGUUCUAUGUCUGCACUUAGUGAGAAGAGCUUGAAACUAUGCACGGAAAGUUUAGGUAGUGAAACUGGCACUGAAAUAAUUGAAGACAACAUUUUCUCAUUGUCAUCUUCUUCUUCAUCAUCAGGUGAGAAUUAUCCUAAUUCUUCCACAAGGGAGCAGCAAGAACCGCUUCAACUUUCGGUUGCUAAGAAAGCAAGUUCUCGUAGUUUUCCACCUCCCUUGACAACAAUAAGCGGACUAGAAUCUCUUCAAGUCAGACCCCACCGCGAAGACGGACGGCUAAUUAUCAAAGCUACGAAGGCACCCCCUACACGCUCUCUGUUUCAAGCUGAAAGAAGCCAUGGCCGCCUUCGACUAUCAUUAUGUACACCAUUUUAUCAUGACUCUGAAGAGUGCUACCAAGAAGAAGAGAUCGGAAAUGAGUACUUGGAUGAAGUGGAAGAUCAUGAAGAGGUAGAAGAAAGGGAAUUAGAUCUUGAAAAACACGAAGAUGAAGAAGAAAACGAUGCCUACUUGGAAGAGGAUAUGAAUGGGAGUAGUUUAGAUGUUGGGGUUAAAAUAGGAAUGGAAAAGUUUCAAAGGGCUGGUAGGUGCAAAGAAGGCGAAUCUGAGAACAACAAAGGAUUGUUAAAUUGGGAAAAUUGGGAGUCUUUUUGGGUGGCUACAUCCUAAAGCUUUAAUUUGGAUCUCUCUCUCUCUAUAAUAAAAAUAGUUUGUCCUUUUCCCUUUUUGUCCUUUAUUUCCUCUAUAAAUCUCUUGUUUCGAAAAACAAAUAUGCUUGUGGUGGUGGUAGGCAGUUAUUAUCGUUAUUUGUUAUUUGAAGAUGCUUCCUUUUUCUCAUCCUCUGCCUUUCUCUCACACACAUUCUGCACACUUCCCUUCAUCUAUGGAUUAGGUCUAGGC
This is a messenger RNA of Pistacia vera, 1230 nucleotides long. RefSeq names its product protein FANTASTIC FOUR 3-like. The record is from RefSeq and is a predicted model, not a curated record. The transcript has a single exon. Bases 19 to 999 code for a protein of 326 amino acids. Lineage: Eukaryota; Viridiplantae; Streptophyta; Magnoliopsida; Sapindales; Anacardiaceae.